AUCGGGUCAGGAAAACGAAAAGCGAUUCGAGAUCUCGGUAUAUCGCCCACCAUAGGCCAUGGCGACGAGACAAACAACGAAGACAACGUUCGAGGUUGAAAAUGUUAUCCAGCCCAUCUUCACGGGAGGAGCUGUGGGACUUGACAAUGGCGCAAGGAUACUUGCAUCGACGCUGGGCGAGGCCGCCGUUCUCACCGAGCUGACUACGGGGAAGCGGCUGGUCGAGAUUGAGGGAGACGGCGAGCCAAUUUCGACGCUGACGAUCACACCUUCGGCAUCCCAUCUAAUAGUCUGCUCCCGCUCCCUAACAAUGCGCAUCUACUCCCUCAAGGUGUCGCCCACAUUCGAUUCCGUCGAGGCGACCCUCGUGCGGACAUCCAAGCCUCAUGCUACGCCGGUUGUUGUACUUGCUGUGGACAAAACCAGCACCCUCAUGGCAACGGGCGCAGCCGACGGCGCAAUCAAAAUCUGGGAUAUUGUUGGCGGCUACGUUACCCACACAGUCAGCGGACCGAGCGUUCUCGUAUCGGCGCUGCACUUCUUCGAACUAGCUCAGACAGCCGACGACUCGGUGUCUGGGCGGAAAUCAAAGAAGGGCUCACGGAAGAGCCAGGGCGACGAGAACCAGGUUCAGGGCGAGUCCAAAUUCCGGCUUGCAUGGGGUACACAAGAUGGCAAGAUUCGCAUCUUUGAUCUCCACAAGCGCACUACCACCCCUGUCUACGCCGAUGCAAAAAAGAGGAAAGAGGCACACGAGUCCAAUGUCCAGAGCAUAGAGUACUCGCCAGAGCAGCAUGCUCUACUGAGUGGCAGCAGGGACAAGACCAUGACCUUAUGGCUAUGGCGAGAUAACGCAUGGCAAGGUACGGCUAUGCUGCGGCACGAGCUGGUCGAGUCGAUCGGCUUCCUUAACGACGGCAGGUGGAUGUACUCGGCUGGGACAAGUGGUCUUGUGAGAAUAUGGGACACAACUACCCGCCACGAAAUUACAACGAAACGAGACGCCAAGUCAGAGGCCGAGUCAAUAUUGUCCGCAAUCUGUCUACCUCAAAGGAACCUCAUCGUAUGCGCCCAAUCUGAUUUUACCCUGGCGCUGUACCGCGUGCCCUCACCAGCAGACUUGACUUCCCAGUCAGGGGUUUCAAUGGAGCCUUUUUGGAGGAUAUCCGGCACACACGAUGAGAUCCUCGAUCUGGCAUAUGUGCUACCGGAUCAGUCCAUGAUGGCGCUUGCCACAAAUUCGGAGGAUAUCAGGCUUGUUUCUGUCUCGGAUGCAAAAUCUCAGCCUAAUUCAGAGGAAGGCGGCGUCUACUUCGGGCAUGACGUUGCUUUGUUGAAGGGUCAUGAAGAUAUAGUAAUGUCUCUGGACGUUGACUGGUCGGGGCAUUGGGUUGCCAGCGGAGCAAAAGACAAUACGGCCCGGUUGUGGCGCGUUGACCCUGCAACUGGGUCCUACGAGUGCUAUGCAGUUUUCACUGGCCACUUAGAGUCAGUGGGUGCUGUUGCUCUUCCAAAGGUGGUCCCUCCAGAGAACUCUGAAGCUUUCAAGGACCCCCUAAAUCACCCGCCGGCUUUCUUGAUCUCCGGAUCCCAGGACCGAUUCGUUCAGAAGAGGGAGAUCCCGCGGCAGUCGCAAAAGUCCAAAGUGUCUUCGAGUCUCAAGCGAAUGGCUCAUGACAAAGACAUCAACGCGCUGGACGUUAGUCCUUCGGGUCGAUUAUUCGCUUCGGCGUCGCAGGACAAGACAGUAAAGAUAUGGGAUGUCGAAAGUCUCGAAGUGCAAGGCAUCCUCAAGGGACACAAGAGGGGUGUCUGGACAGUCCGAUUCGCGCCCCUCCACACUCCGGCUAUCCAGGGCGAGCAGGGCUCGGUUUCAGGAAGGGGUGUCAUCCUCACGGGAAGCGGCGACAAGACGAUCAAGCUUUGGAAUCUUUCAGAUUACACAUGCCUAAGGACCUUUGAAGGUCACUCUCACAACGUCCUCAAAGUAGCGUGGUUGCACAUCCCAACCGAAGAGACGGCCAAAAAGCGGAUACAAUUCGCCAGCGCAGGCGCCGACAGCCUGGUCAAGGUGUGGGACGCCAAUCUUGGCGAGGCCGAAUGCACGCUGGACAACCAUGACGACAGGCUCUGGACCUUGGCCGUCCAUCCAAAGACCAACACCAUCGUAUCAGGGGGUAGCGACUCGAAGGUCACUUUCUGGAAGGACACAACCGCGGAAACGCAGGCGGCCGCGACAUCAGCGGCGCUCAAGCUCGUCGAGCAGGAACAGGAACUAGAGAACUAUAUCCAUGCGGGCGCAUAUCGCGAUGCCAUCGUCCUGGCGCUGCAGCUCAACCACCCAGGUCGGCUGCUCAACCUGUUCACGAACGUGGUUACGACAAGCACGCCAGAGGAAGGCAGCUUAUCCGGGCUCAAAGCGGUUGAUCAGGUGCUUGCCAACCUGUCCGACGAGCAGAUCUUUCUGCUGUUGCUCAGACUCCGGGACUGGAACACAAACGCCCGCACGGCUCCCGUGGCGCAGCGGAUUCUCUGGACGCUCGUCAGGAGCUACCCGGCCGGCAAAUUCUCCAACCUGUCAGUCAAGGGGGCCCGGGGCCAAAAGAGCCUAAACGAGGUCCUAAAUGCGCUCAGGGUGUACACGGAAAGGCAUUAUAAACGAAUUGAGGAGCUCGUGGAUGAGAGUUACCUGGUCGAGUAUACGUUGCAGGAGAUGGACAGCCUGGCGCCAUCAUUGGAUGCGUUAAACGAUGGAGAUGCUGUGAUGACUGAAUCGUGAUCAGCGAUAUCAGGGGCUGCGGUAUUUUCACCUGCAUGGAAUGACAGAGUCAAGUCAUGCGUAGAUUCAAGACGUCAUAUAGUGAAAGAGAAUAAAGAGAAUCUAGGCUUCCUGG
This is a messenger RNA of Canariomyces notabilis, 2894 nucleotides long. RefSeq names its product WD40 repeat-like protein. Lineage: Eukaryota; Fungi; Ascomycota; Sordariomycetes; Sordariales; Chaetomiaceae. The record is from RefSeq and is a predicted model, not a curated record. The transcript has 2 exons. Gene Ontology annotation, biological process: endonucleolytic cleavage to generate mature 5'-end of SSU-rRNA from (SSU-rRNA, 5.8S rRNA, LSU-rRNA); endonucleolytic cleavage in 5'-ETS of tricistronic rRNA transcript (SSU-rRNA, 5.8S rRNA, LSU-rRNA). Gene Ontology annotation, cellular component: nucleolus; 90S preribosome; small-subunit processome. Bases 59 to 2779 code for a protein of 906 amino acids. Gene Ontology annotation, molecular function: protein binding; U3 snoRNA binding.